Molecule: messenger RNA, 1284 nt
Organism: Aspergillus aculeatus ATCC 16872
Lineage: Eukaryota; Fungi; Ascomycota; Eurotiomycetes; Eurotiales; Aspergillaceae
Product: oxidase ustYa family protein
Exons: 6
Coding region: 182-1102 (306 amino acids)
Biological process (GO): mycotoxin biosynthetic process
Source: RefSeq, a predicted model, not a curated record
UCGGGAUCGUAUUUGCGAUUGAAAAAAACCGCGUGAGUUACAACUGAUAAGGUGUUCUUCAUCCACAUGGGUGAAUGAGGGGUUUAGGGUAUCCUUAUUCUUGAGUAGAAUUCUUGAAGCUUCGAUCGCAUCUCUGGGCAAUAGGGCUUUAUCGCAUUUUCCAACCCUUCGCCCCCUCUCGAUGACAGGCUUCAUCACAAAUAGUUCCAUGAGAAAAAUCUCUACCCUCAGCGAAACCGCCUCCACUCCCAAUAUACGACAGGCCGGGAUUAUGCGAUUCCUCCAGCGCUCCUCCUCUAGAGAGGUUCGGUUUGAAAAGCUCUCUUCUGAGGAGGACCCUCUAAACAAUAACGAUGACCAAGUGACAUACGCAAGCCGCAACUGGCACCACUUUUGGUUGUCGCCAUGGUACUUGCACCUGGCUCUGUUGACUUUCAAUGCCUUCUUCUAUCUCUAUAUCGUCAUGAAAGGACAAUCCGACAACUAUGUGCCCUCCCCUGCAAGCGAGGCUAUCGCUUAUGAGGAAAUAUACUUCAACGCAUCUUUGAAGAUUGAGAGUCCAUUUACAGGCGAGCCUCGCCCCGAGCUUGACCAAGCCUGGACCGACCUACUCCAAUAUUCCAGCAUUGCAGUAUCCGGUGAGGACCUCAAAAGAAUCAGCAAGACCUCAAUCCCGAUUCCCGGGGCCAAGAACUUGUACUGGGUUGACCUCAGCGUAACCCAUGAGCUUCAUUGUAUUAAACGACUGUACCAGUUCUUCCACCGGGAUUACUAUUUCCCCGACCUGUCGCCAGAAGAGGAGGAGCUGAACUACAUGCACACGGAUCACUGUUUGGAGAUCCUGCGCCAAGCGUCAAUGUGUCACGGCGAUGUCUCGCUGAUCCCCAUGCACUGGAACGAUUUCUCGCCCAUCCCCGAGGCGGACUUCUCAGUACCGCACAAAUGUGUCGACUGGGAGAAGCUACGAGCGUGGACACGUGACAACUCGGUUGAUGUAAUGAGGCCAAACUUUUUACAGCAUCCGCGAUUAGGGCCGUCGUUUCCCGACGGCAGCAAUCACGGGGUGGGGGUUGAACACAAACAUACUCCAGGAAGGGGUUGAAAGUUUCACUUUACCGUCAAAUGUUCUGAUUGCGGGAGAUAUUGGAUUCUGGGUAGCAGUAGUGGGGACUUGGCCUAGGGACGCUUGAUAAGCUAGUUCCAGUAUUCCUGCGAAGUCCAGUAACAAGCCAUUUUUCUUGGCUCAAUGCUCACUUGCUUGGUAAUCCAAAGUGCGUGCGACCG